This is a messenger RNA of Bufo bufo (common toad), 5604 nucleotides long. RefSeq names its product unc-5 netrin receptor B (gene UNC5B). The record is from RefSeq and is a predicted model, not a curated record. Gene Ontology annotation, cellular component: membrane. Bases 336 to 3155 code for a protein of 939 amino acids. NCBI's taxonomy places the organism in Eukaryota, Metazoa, Chordata, Amphibia, Anura, Bufonidae. The transcript is spliced from 17 exons. Gene Ontology annotation, biological process: netrin-activated signaling pathway; anterior/posterior axon guidance. Gene Ontology annotation, molecular function: netrin receptor activity; protein binding.
UCCCCCUUGCCGGGUCCCUGUUGCUAGUGCUGCUGCUCGCGGGACACCUUGGCAUUGUGGCAGUAGGCAGGGGGACGAUGCACACAUGCCCGGCUAGCUGCACCUCCUCAGGACGCUGACUGGCACCGGGGGGACUGUAUUCCUGGCACAUGCCCGCUCUCUGGCUGAACUUUCCCAGCCGCUUGGAAACUACUUGGAAGUGGAUUUGUACAGAAAGUAGCGGACUGUGCGUUGUGCCCAUUGGCAUCGCAGCGUGAACCCCCCGGGCUCGGAGUACUGCUUCUGUAUGCUCGAAGAUCCAGCCGGGAGAAACCCCGGAGUGUGGCCGAGGAGCAAUGACUUCAGCCCGGAUCUCCAGCGCUCGCCCGCCCCUACUGCUGCUGGCUCUGCUUUUCAGCUGCAACUUCGGCACAUUGGCAGGGGUCGAGUAUAGUGAUGUACUUCCGGACUCUUUCCCUUCAGCACCAGCAGAGUCUUUACCAAAUUUUAUUUUGGAACCUGAAGAUGCCUACAUUGUAAAGAACAAGCCAGUAGAACUUAUCUGCAAAGCCAACCCAGCCAUACAGAUCUACUUCAAGUGCAAUGGAGAGUGGGUGAACCAGAAUGACCAUAUCACUAAAGAGAGAGUUGAUGAGUUAACAGGGCUUGUUGUACGGGAGGUCCAGAUAGAGGUUUCCAGACAGCAGGUAGAAGAAUUGUUUGGUUUGGAAGAUUACUGGUGCCAGUGUGUUGCAUGGAGUUCCGCGGGCACUACGAAGAGCCGUAGAGCCUACGUCAGAAUAGCCUAUUUGAGGAAAAAUUUUGACCAAGAACCUCUAGGUAAAGAAGUACCUUUGGAGCAAGAAGUGUUACUUCAGUGCCGUCCCCCAGAGGGUAUUCCACCUGCUGAGGUGGAGUGGUUAAGAAAUGAAGACAUUAUUGACCCUACACAAGACACCAAUUUCCUCAUAACAAUUGACCACAACCUCAUAAUUAAGCAAGCCCGGCUUUCAGAUACUGCCAACUACACCUGCGUUGCUAAGAAUAUUGUUGCCAAGCGCAGGAGUACCACGGCAACGGUCAUAGUUUAUGUGAAUGGAGGAUGGUCAUCCUGGUCAGAAUGGUCAUCAUGCAACAACCCCUGUGGGAGAGGUAUACAGAAGAGGACAAGAAUGUGUACUAAUCCAACCCCUCUAAAUGGUGGCGCUUUUUGUGAUGGGCAACCAUUCCAGAGACUAGCUUGUACCACCAUGUGCCCAGUUGACGGAGGAUGGAAUGAGUGGAGCAAAUGGUCAGCCUGCAGCACUGAAUGCACUCAUUGGAGAAGCCGAGAAUGUAACUCGCCUCCUCCCAAGAAUGGGGGUAAAGAUUGCAGUGGGAUACUACUAGAGUCCAAAAACUGCACAGAUGGCUUGUGUAUGCAGAACAAGAGGGUGUUAGGUGAGCCAAAAAGCCAUUUGUUGGACUCGACAGGAGAUGUUGCCCUCUAUGCUGGCUUGGUCGUUGCCAUUUUCAUCUUCAUUGUUAUCCUCAUGGCUGUCGGGAUAGUUGUGUACAGGCGCAACUGCCGGGAUUUUGAUACUGGCAUCACUGAUUCGUCAGCUGCGCUUACAGGAGGCUUUCAUCCUGUGAACUUCAAGACUUCUAGGCACGACAACUCCCAUUUAUUACACCCAUCAAUGCAGCCAGAUUUAACCGCCAAUGCUGGUAUAUAUCGAGGGCAUAUGUACGCCUUACAAGACUCUGCGGAUAAAAUUCCUAUGACCAACUCUCCAUUGUUAGAUCCACUACCAAAUCUAAAGAUUAAAGUCUUCAAUUCUUCUCCAGUGGGGUCAUCUCCUGGGAUACAUGAUGACCUACUUGGUCCUAAACCCAUAGGGACAUACCCAUCAGAUACCAACAUCAUCAAUGCAAGGAAUAAAACUAUAAGUAGUCAGCAUCUCCUGACAUUGCCACGUGACUCUAGUAACAGCGUGACGGGGACAUUUGGGAGCCUUGGAGGUAGACUGACUUUCCCAAACACAGGGGUGAGUUUGCUGAUACCUCAUGGAGCUAUUCCGCAGGGAAAAUACUAUGAAAUGUAUUUGAUGAUUAAUAAGAGAGAAAACACAGUUUUACCUUCAGAAGGGACACAGACCAUUUUAAGCCCUAUCGUGACUUGUGGACCCACUGGACUUCUGUUGUGUAGACCCGUCAUUCUGACCAUCCCUCACUGUGCAGAAACGGCCACCUCAGAUUGGAUUCUGCAGCUGAAGACCCAGUCUCACCAAGGAAACUGGGAGGAGGUUGUGACAUUAAAUGAAGAGACACUGAACACACCAUGUUAUUGCCAGCUUGAGAGCCAGUCUUGUCACAUCUUACUUGACCAGUUGGGGACAUAUGCCUUUGUAGGAGAAUCUUAUUCCAGAUCUGCAAUAAAGAGGCUCCAGUUGGCUAUAUUUGCACCACUUCUCUCCACAUCUCUUGAAUACAAUCUCAAGGUCUAUUGCUUAGAAGACACCCCAGAUGCAUUAAAGGAAGUUCUAGACCUGGAGAAAACCUUAGGAGGAUAUCUAGUAGAGGAACCAAAGCCACUGAUGUUCAAAGACAGUUACCACAACCUGCGUUUAUCUAUUCAUGAUAUUCCUCACUCACUGUGGAAAAGCAAAUUACUAGCAAAAUUUCAGGAAAUACCUUUUUAUCACAUCUGGAGUGGAAGUCAGCGGUCGUUGCAUUGUACAUUCACUUUGGAAAGGUACAGUUUGGCCUCCACGGAGCUAACAUGCAAAAUUUGUGUGAGGCAGGUGGAAGGAGAAGGACAGAUAUUCCAGCUGCAUACUAAUCUGGAAGAGAAUGCCAAAUCAUUUGAUCCCUUCUGCUCACAUCCUGGAAUCAAUGUAACAACCCAACUUGGACCAUAUGCCUUUAAAAUCCCAAUGUCAAUUAGACAAAAAAUCUGCAACAGUUUGGAUGCACCAAACACUAGAGGAAAUGACUGGAGGCUUUUGGCACAAAAACUUAGCAUGGAUCGAUAUCUGAACUAUUUUGCCACCAAAGCCAGUCCAACAGGAGUUAUUUUGGACUUAUGGGAAGCCUUACACCAAGAUGAUGGUGAUCUCAACACUCUUGCCAGUGCCUUGGAAGAAAUGGGCAAGAGUGAGAUGAUGCUUGUCAUGGCAACAGAGGGUGACUGCUGAUGACUUGUUGACGUGGUUGACUUGCAUUGGUGAUAGGAGAUGUUAUUACCGGUUAAAAGCGGAAAGGCAUUUGGUCCAGCCAGAAACGAGAGACGUUUUCUUUCCUUGCUUAUGCUGGAAGACUCGGCCACAAUGUAGUGGGAAGACUGAAUACUCUUAUGGUCUAAAUCACAACCAGCCUUAGAAAUCCUUACAUACUGUUUACAAGCCAUCCAAGUGUCUAAAGAAAAGCGUUCACAUGCCACUCCACCAAACGCCAGAUACAAAGAAAGCAUCGUCAUUACCAUAACAACUGCUGGCAGACAUCUUUCAUGUUACCUUUCUAAGCAUUUAAGACUUUGUAGUUUAAAGCGCUUUAAUUUCCUCCACCUUUACAUGAUAUGUAUUCCUUGAAAGAUCAUACAAUUUGAUCAAACUGCUUCUAUCCUGUCCAAGCUUGGAACAGCCUUUCUACUGAGGCAAAAGGUUUCUUAGGAAACGCAAGUUUAUUUAUUAUCCAGAUCUUUGGAUGAGUCUUUGUUUUAUAUGUUAAUGAGUGAGUUUUCUGAGUGUAUGUACCUGCUUGUAUGAAUGAGGCUGGCUCAACAUCAUGCUCUGGUAGAUGUUUCUAACUGUUGACAAAAUGUACUUUAAUGACUUAUUUUAACAUAUGGGGACUACUGUCAGUAUAUUAUUCAAUAUGUGACACAUCAUUGGGAAAUAUCUGUUGUCCCAUAAUGCACUUCAUUUAGAUAACUGAAUACAACCCCUACACAGCUCAGGGAAAAUAUGGUGGCCACUGGAGAGGAAAAAUGAGUCCAUAAGUUCCUAUUUAAUGAAAUCAUGUUAGAAAAAAUACAGAGCAGUGGUAGCAUAUAACAUGAUGCGACCCAAGGCUACCAAUUAGAAGUUUAUUUUUGUUUUUCAGUCAUAUUAAAUUUUCUUUAAAAUAGUAAAAAUCAGUUUUACAGGUUGUGGCAUUUGUUGGCCAGCCACCUGAUCAUCAGUUUUUUUGUUUUUUUUUGAGUAUUCAUAUGUUCCUAUGUUGGUUUUUCUUUAUCUCCUCCUUAAUAAAUCAUUCAUCUUAUUGAAGAAUGCAACCCUGAUAGAACUGAAUUUAUGACUUGGCAUAUUAUAGUUUGAAAAUGUGCUAUUUUAUCUGUUUCUAUACAUGAAUUUCAAAAAUCUCGGUUCAGUAAUAAUAGAAACAGUAAUGGACAGCAAUAGUAACCGUUCCCAUUCUUCAAGCUCAGGAUGUAAAUGUAAGUUGUUUUUUUUCCCUUCUGCUCUGCAUGUUUAAUAGCAAAACUUUAGUCCUGUCAUGAUACCAAUUACUACAAAAAUUUUUACAAAAUUGGACCUGUUUUCCUUAAAGAGAACAUUUUAAUCUAAACCUAGAAAACCUAGUAUUUGAGGGGUUGUCUGCAAUUAGAAAUGUUUUUUAUUUUUCCAGAAACAGCACCAUUCUUGAACAUGGCCUCUGUCUGGUAUUGAGUUUUAGCCCCAUUUACUUGAAUGGUGAUGCGUUCCAAACACAGCCCAUAGACAGGAGUAAUGCUGUUUAUUUGGUUUAAAAAAACAAAACAGACCCUUUCUCUAAUCCCAGGCAAUCCUUUUAAUGAAAUAAUCUCCCAGGGGCAGUGGUGAGCUUUUCAUUUUAAUUAGUGAUUUUAAUACGUAACUUCUAUGUAUUUCUGACUGGUUUUUAUUUUUAAUUUAAAAAAAACCCCACAUACCUAUGUCAUUAUUGCAUUGGAAAUCUAUUUUUCAAGUAGCAGAUGCGCAUUUAUGUACCACUACACAAUGUAAAGAGAAUUGAUUAAAAGUGUUAUUUUUAUACUUCAAGUUGGAUUUCUCAUUCACCUUGUACCUUUUUUCCGUACUGUUCUUUCUUUGUUCACCAGUGGUGGAACAGUGGUAACUAGUAGCAUAGUGUAUCUUAUUGUCUUGAAGAAGGGCUCCCAAGAAGUUAUUCAUCUCUGUUGCUUAGCACAGUAGGGACAUUUCCGUUAAAACCAUCAAUCACUGAUUGGAUGGAUUCUGAAGAACUUUGGUCACCAAAGAGUCCUUAUGCAUCCUUUGCCUACCAAGGACCAAACCAUAUAUAUCAUCCACGUACGUGUUGUAAAAUUGUAAGUUGCAUAUGAUAUAGAGAAACUGCAGUGGCCUAAUCACAUACCAGCUAUAGAGAGUCAUAUGUUGGUACCAAUGUAGAGAAGUGCUAGUAACUGUGAUGAUCCAGUGUGGUUGAAGACAUUAAACAAGAAGGUACCAUGUUUCCCCUAAAUCUCUGAUUGUCUAUGCACUUUUGUGGUUAAAAGAAACCUUCAGAGAAAUUUGUAGUGAGUGCCAGUAUAUAUCCAUCUGAAUUAUUGGGCCAUCAAAGAAACAAAAAUCUGCAAAAUAUGUUCAUCUUCUAAUUUUAAGGCUGUAUUACAUUAAAAGAUUUUGCAGGCGAUUUACAUGCAGC